Molecule: messenger RNA, 2064 nt
Organism: Akanthomyces muscarius
Lineage: Eukaryota; Fungi; Ascomycota; Sordariomycetes; Hypocreales; Cordycipitaceae
Exons: 4
Coding region: 1-2064 (687 amino acids)
Molecular function (GO): ATP hydrolysis activity; ATP binding
Source: RefSeq, a predicted model, not a curated record
AUGGAUUGUACGUCAACCCAGACUCGGUUUCACGUCGAGACUACAAACUAUCGCCAGAUAAACAUCGAUGGAGAGGGGAAGCAGUAUAAUCUUGUGGGUCGCAAUGGCACCGGAAAGUCCUCCCUUUUACGGGCAAUUGGAGCUAAACUGAUACCCGGCAUACCGCAAAGAAGCAAAAUUGUCUUCUUGGAACAGUUUGAAACCAGCGAUGUUACUGAAAGAGACACACUCACCAGCAUUGAUUCCGGCCAACCAGUAGCGUCUGCCACAACAGUAGACUACGUGGUUGAAUGUGUUGCAUCGAAAAACUUGGUGGAGAGAGACGUCUGCCGACUUACAGAGAUACUCAAGCUGUCGAGUCCGCGUGACUUACAACGCGAACUCCGACUGUUCAAACUCGAUCAUAUGAAGCAGGAACAUCUUCUACUCCAGAAAGAAGCCAAUAUGCGCAGUGGCGACAGAGGUCUAGCGGCACGCAAGGACCUAGUUUCAUUUGAAAAAAACCUAGCUGCUUUCGAGCUCACAAUAAUCAACACCGAUGAGCCUGUUUCGUCGAAAAAUCUUCAGGAUGAGCUCUUUGAUGCCACUGAGAUGUUGGCGGCGCUCCAAGUACAAGCGGAACCGACCGAUACAACUGAGCUUGAGGCCAUGGCAAAACGCUUUCUGCUGGGCCUAGGCUUCACAGAAGACACGAUGAAGAGCCCUCCGCAGAAUCUUUCUGGGGGCUGGAAAAUGCGAGCGGAUCUCGCAAUAGCACUUCUACAGGACUGCGAUAUCUUGAUUUUGGAUGAACCGACAAAUUUCCUCGACAUAUUUGGUAUCAUAUGGCUACAAGGUCAUUUACUGUCGUUGCGGGAUCUCGAGAAACCACCCACUGUUAUACUUGUCUCGCACGAUCGCGCAUUUACAAAUAUUUGUACGGACUUGAUCGUGCUGAAAGACAAAUCACUCAGCUACUACCACGGCACACUAUCAACCUACGAGGCAGCUCAAUCGGAAAAGAGAGGAUGGCUUAUCAAGCUAAAGGCCGCGCAAGACAAACAGAUAGCGCACAUGACGAAGACGAUCGCCCAAAACCUCAAAGCUGGCAAAGAGAAGGACGAUCAGAACAAAAUCAGACAAGCAAAAUCGCGUCAGCUACGGGUGGACGACCGAACAGGAAUGCAAGUGAACUCGAAGGGUCACAAAAUAAAGAGGUGCAGAGAUGUGAGACACGAAUCAAGGUCUAGAGACGAGAUUGAAAUACCUCCUGAGGAGCGGCAGAUCAGCAUUGUGCUCCCGUUACCCUCGGGGCUGCGAUUUCCGGGGACACUUCUGUCGCUAGAGGAAGUGUCCUACAGGUACUCGACAGGGUCACCCAUGAUUAACGACGGAGUUACGUUGACGGUCAGCAUGGGUGAUCGGAUAGGUAUACUCGGCCUGAACGGUUCUGGAAAAUCGACGCUAGUACGCCUACUAGUGGGCGAGGCACAGCCCACGAAAGGCACCAUCACCAAGCACCCGCGACUGAGAUUGGCAUACUACGCACAAGAUGCGACAAAAGAGCUCACCGGUCUAGCGAAUGCGGACUCAACGCUGACAGCGCUUUCCUUACUGCUUAAUGAAGUGGAAGGCGCUCUGGACGAAGGGGAGGUGCGAGGUGUCCUCAGCGCCGUUGGCCUUCCUGGUCGAUUAGCGUCAGACGUACGGCUCGGUGAUCUAUCUGGAGGCCAGAUGGUACGUUGUCAGCUCGCUCGACUGCUCUGGCGCUGCCCCCAAUGCCUUGUCUUGGAUGAGGUCACCACACAUCUGGACUUUGCCACAGUCACUGCGCUGCGUGAUGCACUGAGAAACUGGCCCGGUGCUGUGAUUCUAGUCACUCACGAUCGAUGGUUCAUGCGCGGCGUCAUCGAGGGGCAGUUUGAGGAGGACGAGGAAAAUUCCGCGGACAGCGAUAGCGAGCUUGAAGCAUAUUCUACCAGGCGAGCUGUUUAUAGGAUCCAUGAGGGCAAACUAGCAGCUUUGCCAGACGGUGUGGCCAAGUUUGAACAGUUGGUGGAGCGUGAAGUCGCCAAAUAUCUAUAA